This is a messenger RNA of Emiliania huxleyi CCMP1516, 585 nucleotides long. RefSeq lists its product as hypothetical. Gene Ontology annotation, molecular function: serine-type endopeptidase activity. The coding region runs from base 1 to 585 and encodes 194 amino acids. Gene Ontology annotation, biological process: proteolysis. The transcript has a single exon. NCBI's taxonomy places the organism in Eukaryota, Haptophyta, Isochrysidales, Noelaerhabdaceae. The record is from RefSeq and is a predicted model, not a curated record.
AUGGACAACGACAUCACCCUCAUUAAGCUGCAACGGCCAAGCGAGUACGCACUGAUCGACCUCGACCAGCCUGGCGACAACACGUGGCACGAAGUCGGGACUAACCUCGUAACGGCAGGUUGGGGCACUCUGUCUGCUGGUGGCGGAACGCCCGACAAAGCGCAGCAUGUCACUGUACCAGUCGUGCCGGACUGCGAGGACACCAACUACGGCCCGAGUGUCGGCAUAGAGUACAAUCCCGAGACGAUGGUUUGCGCUGGGACGGUCGGCCUGGACACAUCGGCGGUCACGGACAUGUACUCCAUGUUCUACCAGGCCUACUCCUUCAACCAGGACAUUAGCGUGUGGAACGUGUCUGCAGUCACGACCAUGGAGCGCAUGUUCUGCUUCGCAUCCGUCUUCAACCAGGACAUCAGCGCGUGGGACGUGUCGGCGGUUACUACCAUGAGCUCCAUGUUCUGCGGCCACAACUCCCUGAGCGACUGCAACAAGGCGCUCAUCCACGCCAGCUUCGACGCACAGACGAGCGCCUGGCCCUACGAUUCCUCCUCGCUCGCGUGGGGCUCGCUCGCGUGCCCUCCCUAA